Messenger RNA from Sus scrofa (pig), 3219 nucleotides. The record is from RefSeq and is a predicted model, not a curated record. Lineage: Eukaryota; Metazoa; Chordata; Mammalia; Artiodactyla; Suidae.
GUUUCUGAUGCAAAUAAUGUCCCAGGACUUUUAGUUCUCAAAGGCUUGGCCCAUCUGAACAAAGGCUCAUUAGAUGAAGCUUCAAAGAUUAUGGAAGACCUUCUGUCUUCUUACCCUGUAGCUGAAGCUCAUGCCCUGGAGGCUUUGAUUCAUUUUACCAAAAAGGACUAUCUACAAGCAGAAAAGUGUUUCCAGAGAGCUCUUGAGAAAGAUGCUGAAGUUGCUGAAUAUCAUUACCAACUUGGAUUAACAUAUUGGUCCAUGGGAGAAACAAGAAAAGAUAAAACAAAGGCUCUUACCCACUUUCUAAAGGCUGCCAAACUGGAUACAUACAUGGGCAAAGUUUUCUGCUAUUUAGGUCAUUAUUACAGAGAUGUAGUAGGAGAUAAAAACAGAGCCCGUGGAUGUUACAGGAAAGCUUUUGAAUUGGAUGACACUGAUGCUGAAUCUGGAGCUGCAGCAGUUGACUUAAGUGUGGAGCUUGAAGAGAUGGAAACUGCCUUAGCUAUCCUAACAACAGUCACUCAAAAGGCAAGUGCUGGAACGGCAAAAUGGGCCUGGCUUAGGCGAGGACUAUACUAUUUGAAAGCUGGUCAACAUUCUCAAGCAGUGGCUGAUUUACAGGCAGCAUUAAGGGCAGACCCAAAGGACUUCAAUUGUUGGGAGUCACUAGGAGAGGCAUAUUUAAGCAGAGGUGGCUAUACAACAGCUUUGAAAUCCUUCACAAAAGCCAGUGAGCUGAACCCAGAAUCCACAUACAGUGUGUUUAAGGUUGCGGCAAUACAGCAAAUCCUAGGCAAAUACAAAGAAGCUGUAGCUCAAUACCAGCUGAUCAUUAAAAAGAAAGAAGAUUAUGUGCCUGCUUUGAAAGGUUUGGGCGAAUGCCAUCUCAUGAUGGCAAGAGCAGCUCUAGUCGAUUAUCUUGAUGGGAAAGCUGUAGACUACAUAGAGAAAGCCCUGGAAUAUUUCACUCGGGCUCUGCAGCAUCGAGCUGAUGUAUCUUGCCUUUGGAAGCUGGUUGGAGAUGCUUGUACCAGUUUGUAUGCUGUCUCACCAUCUAAAGUGAAUGUUAGUGUUUUAGGAAUCCUUCUAGGUCAGAAAGAAGGAAAACUAUUAAAGAAAAAUGAGAUCCUCCAUCUUGGAGGAAGGUGCUAUGGUCGUGCAUUAAAACUGAUGUCUACCUCUAAUACGUGGUGUGAUCUUGGAAUUAAUUAUUAUCGUCGAGCACAACACCUAGUGGAAACAGGCAGCAACUCGAAUGACCUUCAAGAGUUGUUGGAGAAAUCUUUACAUUGUCUGAAAAAGGCUGUGAGACUUGACAGUAGUAAUCACUUGUACUGGAAUGCUCUUGGUGUAGUUUCAUGUUACAGUGGUAUUGGAAAUUACGCUCUCGCUCAACACUGUUUCAUCAAAUCAAUCCAGUCGGAACAAAUUAAUGCUGUUGCGUGGACCAACUUGGGAGUGUUAUACCUUGCAAAUGAAAAAAUUGAGCAAGCUCAUGAAGCUUUCAAAAUGGCUCAGUCCCUUGAUCCAUCUUACCUACUGUGCUGGAUUGGACAAGCUCUAAUUGCAGAGACAGUUGGAAGCUAUGACACCAUGGAUCUCUUCAGGCAUACUACAGAACUCAGUAUGCACACUGAGGGAGCAAUAGGUUAUGCAUAUUGGGUCUGUACAACAUUGCAAGAUAAAAGCAACAGAGACACAGAGCUGUACCAGUACAACAUUCUCCAGAUGAAUGCAGUUCCAGCAGCACAAGUGGUUUUGAGUAAAUAUAUAGAAAGAAUUCAGAAUUAUGCUCCAGCUUUCACCAUGCUGGGUUACUUAAAUGAACAUCUACAACUGAAAAAGGAAGCAGCAGAUGCAUACCAAAGGGCAAUUUUGUUGUUACAGACUGCAGAAGACCCAGAUACUUACUAUGUUACAAUGAGAGAUUAUGGCAGAUUACUAUGUUCCAUUGGUGAAUAUGAUAAAGCUAUCCAAGCUUUUAAGUCAACACCCCUUGAGGAGUUAGAAGACAUCGUAGGUUUCGCAUUGGCUUUAUUUAUGAAAGGUCUGUAUAAGGAGAGCAGCAAAGCCUAUGAGAGAGCCUUGUCUGUUGUUGAAUCAGAGCAAGACAAAGCUCAUAUCUUGACAGCUCUGGCAAUAACGGAGUAUAAACAAGGAAAAAUGGAUGUAGCUAAGACAUUGCUGUUUAAAUGCUCUAUCUUAAAAGAACCAACCACGGAAAGCCUUCAAACCCUGUGUGCUCUAGGAUUGGCAAUGCAGGAUGCUACACUAUCAAAAGCUGCACUUAAUGAGUUACUGAAACAUGUCAAGCAGAAAGACAAUGAUUAUCAGAGGUGCCUUCUUACUUCAGCAAUUUAUGCACUGCAAGGCCGCAGUGUGGCAGUGCAGAGACAAGCAUCUAAAGCUGUUCACAGUAACCCAGCUGAUCCUGCUCUUUGGUCUUUCUUGUCCCGAGUGGUUGCUCAGUAUACUCAACGAAGUGCAAAGGGCGGUGCCGUAGCAGGAAAUGUGGCUCAUAUUCUGGACUCAAAUCAUGGAAAGAAGGCAUUACUGUACACUGCAGUAAAUCAGUUGGCUAUGGGAAGCAACUCAGCAGAAGAUGAGAAAAAUACUGCCCUAAAGACCAUUCAGAAGGCAGCUCUCCUUUCUCCAGGUGACCCUGCUGUCUGGGCUGGUCUGAUGGCAGCUUGUCAUGCUGAUGAUAACUGCUCUAGUGAAAACACUCAGCCAAAGAGGAUUGAUUUAUACUUGGCACUAUUAUCUGCUGUUUCUGCUUCAAGUAAGUUUAAAAAAGCAUUUGAUACAUGACAUAUUAAAGAUAAAGUACUCAGAAGGAUAUUGCCAAAAGGUAUAGGCACAAUUAGUCCUACACAAAAGACUAUUAGAUUCUCAUCUAACAAAACUCAAAAACAAACCUUAAAAUGAUCAUAAAGAACAUUACAGGAAUACAGAAUAGCCAACAUUCAACAAGGUAAAAUUCCCAGUAUCUGGUAUUCAGUUAAAACUUAAUAUGUGUGCAAACAAGCAGAAAAAUAUCACUCACAAUGAGAAGAAAACUCAGUCAUUAGAAGCAGAUCCACAAAUGACGUGAUGGAAAUCUCUUUAAAAUGUAAUUGACAGCUUAAAGCACAUAUGACAAUAGCACAAAGGCCAGGAUAGAAAAAUGGAAAUAUUUUGUUGUAAAGUUUUUCUAUUCUAAGUGGUAUAAUAUUA